AUGACUUUUCAUUUCUUAGAGCCACAAACGACUGAUGGAUCGGAAAAGGUCACAGAGAAGAGAAUACCAAAUGCUUUCAUUGAUUAUCGUAACGAAAUGAUGCAAUAUAACAAAGAUAAUUUGCCGAUGACGGAGUUCAGCAAGCUGGUAUCUCAAAAUUGGCGUGAUAUGCCAGAAGAUAAAAAAGCUGAACGAAUGAGAAAUUAUCAGAUCAGACGGGAUCAAAGGUCAUCUAACACCGUGAAUGAACAUGCCAUUGCUGUUCAAAAGAGCGAAAGUUCAUGCUCUAUUCCUUCGGUUGCUAUUCAAAUGGGUGAAAGAUCGGACUCUAAUACUUCGAUGUCAGUUUAUCGGUUCAAUCAGUAUCAACCAUGUUCCAACCUAAUGAACUAUCAACAUUCCGUAGAUGAACAAAUGUGCGAAAAUUCUGACUUUAAUACUUUGAUAGCAGCGGUUGAUCAAAUCAAUCAGUGUCAUUUUUUUCCCAACGCAACGAACGAAGAAAAUGUCGUUUCUAGACAUAUGGGAGAAAAUUUUGACUUUAAUUCUUCAAUGGCGGAAGUUGGUCAAUUUAAUUUAUAUCAAACGUUUCCAUACGUAAUGAAUAACGAAAAUGAUGUAUAUGAUCUAAUGAGCGAAAAUUUAGAUAAUCUUUCGAUGUAUCAACCAUUUUCCAACAUAAUGAUCGACGAAUAUAUCCUUUCUGGUCAAAUGAGCGAAAGUUUAGAAUUAAAUUCUUCGAUGGAGUUCAACCAGUAUCAAGAGUAUCAAGGCGAAUAUUUGGACUAUGAUUCUACGAUGGCAUCAUAUUAUCAAUUUAAUCAGUAUCAAACGUUUCCAAACGCAAGAAACGACGAACAUUACGUUGUUGGACAAACGGGCGAAAGUUUAGACUUAAGUCCUUCGAUAGAGUUCAAUCAGUAUCAAGGCGAAUAUUUGGACUAUGAUCCUUCGAUUGCAUCAUCAUAUGACCAAUUUAAUCAGUAUCAAACAUCGGACUCUAUUCCUUUGAUAACAGAUAUGGGAACAAUUUAUAAUUGUCCUUCAGUAUGUUGA
Molecule: messenger RNA, 1056 nt
Organism: Funneliformis geosporum
Lineage: Eukaryota; Fungi; Glomeromycota; Glomeromycetes; Glomerales; Glomeraceae
Source: the annotation of a GenBank genome assembly